This is a messenger RNA of Eptesicus fuscus (big brown bat), 941 nucleotides long. It is a transcript of the gene PPP1R35, whose product is annotated as protein phosphatase 1 regulatory subunit 35. Gene Ontology annotation, biological process: negative regulation of phosphatase activity. NCBI's taxonomy places the organism in Eukaryota, Metazoa, Chordata, Mammalia, Chiroptera, Vespertilionidae. Gene Ontology annotation, molecular function: phosphatase binding. The transcript has 4 exons. The record is from RefSeq and is a predicted model, not a curated record. Bases 51 to 851 code for a protein of 266 amino acids.
CCCCGUGAGCCUCCGCCCCCAGUGACCGAGUGCCUCGCUUCGGCUCCAAGAUGAUGGGCUGCGAGGAAUCAGAGCUGAGGUCGGGGGAAGGGGAGGCGGCCAUUGCGGCCCCGGGGCCACCCCCGGAACCCCGCGCCCCGGAGCCCGGAGCUCCCGUGCCCGAGCCUGGCCUGGAUCUCAGCCUGAGCCUGAGCCCGCGGUCCGAGAGCCCAGAGCAGCCGAACUGCAGCCCGGGGCGGGGGAAGGGGCGGGCAAGCCGGCGGGGCGGGGCCCGCAAGGAGCGGCAGGUCCGUUUCCGCCUGGCGCCGUCCUCCCCGGUCCGGCCCCAGCCGCUGCCAGUCCCUGCCGCACCGAGCGAGAAGCCCGCGGCGUCGCAGGCCCUGGGUGCGCCCGCGCAGCACAGCAGCCUGGCUUUGAGCCUAGAGCUGCAGGCCGCGCGGGCCGCAGCCGCGGGCCACUUCGAUGCCGCCAAGGCCGUGGAGGAACAGCUGAGAAAAUCGUUCCAGACCCGCUGUGUCCUGGAGGAGAGCGUGGCCGAGGGACUGAACGUGCCGCGCUCCAAGCGGCUUUUCCGGGACCUGGUGAGCCUGCAGGUGCCCGAGGAACAGGUUCUGAACGCUGCGCUGAGGGAGAAAUUGGCGCUCCUGCCACCGCAGGCCCGAGCCCCGCCUCCAAAGGAGCCACCUGGGCCAGGGCCAGACAUGACUAUGCUGUGUGACCCAGAAACAUUAUUUUAUGAAUUUCCACACCUGAACCUGGACAGUCUGCCCUCUCUCCGCCUUCAACUCCGGCCCCGCCCUUCAGAGGAUACCUUCCUCAUGCAUCGAACACUAAGGCGUUGGGAAGUGUAGACCAGGAGGCUCCCAGAAUUGCUCGUAUUUUUGUGUUGAAAGUAACAUAAUAAAGUGGUUUUGCUAACAAAUGGGACUUUUCUUGGAAGG